Messenger RNA from Musa acuminata AAA Group (dessert banana), 2558 nucleotides. Its product is annotated as probably inactive leucine-rich repeat receptor-like protein kinase IMK2. The coding region runs from base 1066 to 2274 and encodes 402 amino acids. The transcript has a single exon. Gene Ontology annotation, molecular function: protein binding. The record is from RefSeq and is a predicted model, not a curated record. NCBI's taxonomy places the organism in Eukaryota, Viridiplantae, Streptophyta, Magnoliopsida, Zingiberales, Musaceae.
UUCGCUGGCCAGGAAUCCUCAGAACGAGAAAGGGAAUCAAUCCUUGGCCAGGAAUCAGUCGGCCCCAAAGACGAACCAUACUUGACAAGGCCUUCCUGACAUCUGAAACACGAUGGGAACGAAGAAGUAAAGCCACUCUCUUUCAAAGGAAACUGGCUGCCUUACGUCGAACAGUUAGUUUGCUGCGUGCUACCCGACGCACAUAUCAUGGACCAUCUUCCCGGGGGCAAAUUGCCAGUGGCGCGUACAAGCUUAGACCCUCCCCCCGCAAACAUGGCCACCGCAUCGACGUGACACUCUAUUGUCGUCUUCUCGGUCGGCUGAUCUGAUCACCAGGUUUGCCUUAGCCCCACAUUCGUCACAUGACAUGUCUCAGAGUUGCAGUCAGUCGAACGAAGAAGACAUCUCCCACCUGAGAUGAGGGCCUUUCUGUACCAAUUGAGCGCAACCGGCACGUGGCGUUCCAAGGACGACUCCGACAUGGCCGCCACGCCCUUGUCUGACGUGGCCACUGAGGUGUCCUUCCCUCUGUUCCCCGUACCGCACCACCGAACCCCGAACCACUUGCCUCGGACAGCCGUUUAUUGUUCCGGACCAAAACCACCAGUAAGAUGACAAUAAUUAGAAGGCAAAACCCCGCACCACGCUUAUAAUGACGAUGAUGAUGACGACGACGAUAAAGAACCGUCCGCUCGCUGCAGAGGCGGGAGGAGGCAUCGAGUACCCACAUCGAUUUCCCCUUCCUCCUCAAGCCAGCAUCGAUUACUACCAUCUUCUGGGACACGAGACCCUCGCCGGCAACCAACCCACCGCAGAAUAGAAAAGAGAGGGAGGCUUCUCCCCCACGUCUUCGCUCUUUACGGUUUCCGCCAUUAAAGUGCUCACGCCCUUCCCCACGAGAAAGCCAGCAGGCCAACGUAGAAAGGGUGUACCGUGAACCCUCCGUCUUCUCUAUUAAAACCCCCUCUUUUCCCCUUUGCAGCUCAAGGAAAGAAAGGAAAGGAGCGGUCGAAAGGAGGGGAGCCAAGGAAAGCAGAGCAGACUUUGUACAGAGCCGAUGCGGUGAUGGUUGUGACGAUGGCGUUGCGGUGCUGCUUCUUGGGGGGUCUCUUACUUCUGCUACUGCUGCUGGCGUCGUCGAAGGGCGUGGUGGGGAUAUUGGACCCGGUGGACUUCCUGGCGCUGCAGGCUGUGCGGAAGCGACUGGAGGACAUGCCCGGGUCCGACUUCUUCUCCGCGUGGGACUUCACCGACGACCCUUGCGGUUUCCCGGGCGUCUUCUGCGCCGGGGACCGCGUGGUGGCGCUCGCCCUGGGUGACCCCCGCGCGGGCUCCCCGGGCUUGCAAGGCCGCCUCGACCCCGCCCUCGGCCGCCUCUCCGCACUCGCCGAGCUGUCCCUCGUCCCCGGCCGCGUCACCGGCCCUAUCCCCGACGCCCUUGCCCGCUGCAGCGGCCUGCGAUUCCUCGCCCUCAGCAAGAACCUCCUCUCCGGCCCCCUCCCCGCCGGCUUCGGCUCCCUCCGCCGUAUCCGCACCCUCGACCUCAGCUACAACCAGCUCUCCGGACCUGUUCCCCCCGCCCUGACCGCCGCUUCCGCACUCUCCAACCUCAUCCUCUGCCACAACCAGCUCUCCGGCCCAAUCCCGCGCUUCCCGCGCUCCGCCGCCCUCCUCCGCCUCGACCUCAAGCACAACCAGCUCUCCGGCCCCAUCCCGCCGCUGCCGUCUUCCCUGCAGUACCUCGCCCUCGGCUCCAACGCGCUCACCGGCAGCGUGGACGCCGUGCUCCCCCGCCUCACCCGCCUCAACUUCCUGGACCUCAGCUCCAACCUGCUCGAGGGCCCCAUCCCCGGAUGCGUGUUCCGACUCCGGCUCGAGGCUCUCCAACUCCAGCGCAACGCCUUCUCCGGGCGAGUGGUGCCCCAGGGAGACGUGGUCAUCCCGGUGGUAGACCUGAGCUACAACCGGUUGUGGGGAUCCGUUCCGCCGCAGCUGGCCGGCGUGGACCGCCUGUACCUCAACAACAACCGGUUCACCGGGGAGGUUCCGAGCCGCCUGGUGCAGCGGCUCAGCAACGGGAUGCAACUGCUCUACCUCCAGCACAACUUCCUGACAGGGAUCGAGUUCGGCCCUGCUGCAGCUGUCAUCCCCGUUGGCGCGGCCCUCUGCCUGCAGUACAAUUGCAUGGUUCCGCCCUUCGACACGCCCUGCCCGCUCAAGGCCGGCACGCAGAAGAUGCGCCCCGUCGACCAGUGCCCCAACUGGAGAAGCUAAUCCGCCCCUUCGUGACCACCAUCACCGCCUGUUCCAAGCAACCACGAUCGAGUCAGCCGAAGACUUACAGAGAAUUACUACGAUAAAAAAAAGUAGCUUAUUAACAUACGGUAAUAAUAAAAUUCUUUUAUUAAUUUUGGGUUGUGGAAGAAGAGCACGAACAAUUAUAUAUAUAUAUAUAUGGGGAUUUAAGGACGGUAAUGUCAUGUUGUUCUCCUUAAUUAUGCUUUAUUGUAAGAUAAUGUAAGUUGCUGUGUAGAGAGAUUACGAGCUUUGGCCGUGUA